GGGCCUAAAGCACAGGACAUGAGUGUGUUGACAAAAUUGUUGCAGUGCUCAGCCUUAUCACUCUCUUCAUCAUUCUCUCCAUUUAAAUCACCAGUCUUUUUACUUUGGUUUCCUGAGCCUCCUAUAGCAUGCAUCAGCUGACUGAUCUGUCUUAGUAGGUUUAAAGGACAUCAGGACAUUUCAGUCAUGGCCAGGAAUCCUGGUUCCCAGAGUCGUGGCAGCCUGAGUCCUGAGGGGAUUCUGAGAGAGAUCCAGAUCAACUUGCUGGAGUGUAAAGUCUGUUUCGAGAAGUUCAGCACUCAGCAGAGGGAGCACAGACCACAGAAUCUUUCCUGUGGCCAUGUACUCUGUCUGGAAUGCAUCAGGGCUCUGUCCCACCCUCUCCUGAGAAAGUUGGAGUGCCCAUUCUGUCGACAGCUGUGCAGUGUUGACAGCACCUCCCACUGCCAGGCUCUUAGUGACCUGCAGGAGCUGCUAUUGUCCUGGAGUCCCACAUCCUCUGCUCCUCUUCACAGGCAAAAGGCAAGCCUUAGCCUGGCCCCAGGUCGGACAUCCACAGCUCUGCACCUCUGCACAGCUUUUGGCGGGUGGGGGACUCUUAUCAAUCCCACUGGGAUAGCUGUUUUGGGAUCUUCAGGGACAAUAGUUGUGGUGCAUGAUGGAGAAAAGAGGGUGGCAGUGUUCAAUCAACAGGGCAGGAAGCUGCACAGUUUUGGGCAAAGAGGACAAGCCAGUUGGGAGGUCUGUUACCCAGUGGAUGUGGCAGUGACUCGCUGUGGUCAUGUUGUGGUGACUGAUGCAGGAGAUAAAGCUGUGAAGGUUUUCACCUCCAGGGGACACCACGUGUUGACAGUCAGAGAUUCCCUCCAGAUGCCCUGGGGUGUGGAUACAGACAGCUGUGGGCACAUCCUGGUCUCAGACGUCCAGGCUGGCACGCUGUCCCAAGUAAAAAUGGACUACGCUCACGGUCGCGCUCUGGAGCAUCAAACAGCCAUUUCAGACCUGCAGCAUCCAAAAGCAGUGGCCUGCUGUCGGGUGACUUGGAACACUGCAGUGAUGGAGCAUUUACCUGAUGACAUACAUUCACCAGGGAGACACCAACACACAAGGCUGAGAGUGUUUACAGAAGACUUCCACCCCCUUUAUCAGACUGACAGUUUCAGCCUGACCCUGCAGUCCACAGUGAGGCUGAACAUGUCAGGCGUGGCCUUUGACAGAGAUGGAGAUGUGAUUGUGAUUGACUCCAAUCAGGGGACGGUUUGGAGUUUGGGGAAGCUCCAGAAUGGCCCAGCCCUGACCCCACUUGUGGGAGACCACCUCAUCCGCCCAGUUGGACUGGUGUCACUGAACAACACGCUUAUCAUUCUGGACAGUGGAGACCAUACAGUGAAGAUGUAUUCAGCUAAACAUUGAUGCUGGGCCCAUGAUAUACAUGUAGUUGAUCUAUGAACAGUAUUAGAGCAGCCUAUGUGAAAUUAGGCUUAUAUCAUGCAGGGAUGACCUGAUCUGGCAAUACUAAAUU
Messenger RNA from Sander lucioperca (pikeperch), 1522 nucleotides. RefSeq names its product E3 ubiquitin-protein ligase NHLRC1. Gene Ontology annotation, biological process: negative regulation of translation; proteasome-mediated ubiquitin-dependent protein catabolic process; protein polyubiquitination. NCBI's taxonomy places the organism in Eukaryota, Metazoa, Chordata, Actinopteri, Perciformes, Percidae. The record is from RefSeq and is a predicted model, not a curated record. The coding region runs from base 187 to 1413 and encodes 408 amino acids. Gene Ontology annotation, molecular function: ubiquitin protein ligase activity; translation repressor activity; protein binding. The transcript has a single exon.